This is a messenger RNA of Laetiporus sulphureus 93-53, 588 nucleotides long. RefSeq lists its product as uncharacterized. The transcript has a single exon. The record is from RefSeq and is a predicted model, not a curated record. Lineage: Eukaryota; Fungi; Basidiomycota; Agaricomycetes; Polyporales; Laetiporaceae. Bases 78 to 386 code for a protein of 102 amino acids.
UUCUUUGUCGAAUGACCCCUCAGGUUCUUCGCCAAUCUUGGACUCCUCUCAUACGUUUUCCAAGAUCUUAAAGCAGGAUGUCAACAACCUCAUCACAGCUCCUAAGGAUGAAUAAUUCGUUGCGAUGCGGUCUGCUUACGAUCACACCCGUAUUCCUGCAUUGCUGGUCAGCGAGACAGAGUGUAUCCAGCGUUAUCCAGGAAAUCAUCCCCAAGUGGCAUCGAAUGCAUGCGCGCAUCUGUAAUAAAGGAGACCUAUUAGAGUGCCGUGAAGAGAUUGGACAAUGCCGUGGAGUGUCCGCAGGCUCAAGGGCCUUGAUUUCAUGUGAAGUCACUAGUGAAUAUACUCAGAGUCAUGGCGGCCGAUUGACGUGCGAGCGGUCAUGACAUCGGUAAUGGCAUGGUACUUACAUGGAGGUGGACUGUGCAGGCAGAUGGAGACGCUGAUAGUCCGACGUUGACUGAUUUCGCAUGCACCUAGCUCUCUCGCAGUCUACCGUAGUCCCUCGAUUGGAACCUGCAUGCAUGAGGCUACACGCGAAUGUCCCGAAGGUGUAUAUCAUGAUUACGCAGCGAAUGUCGGAUAACA